AUGGUGGAAUUCAGUAUAACAGUUCCAGAGACGGCCAGUGUUGGCGUUGAUUUUUUCGAGAUCUACAUUCAUGACACUGAUGUUAUGGAUUUCGGCAAGCACUCCUGCAUUCUUUCUUCUGCAAAUGCCUACUUCGGAGUAGUCUACAAUCCAAAUAUUGAUGCUUGCGGUAUCAGAAAUGUAGCACUCUCAAAACACUCCAUUCAGGAAGAUUUUAAGGGUGAAGUUAUACUUCUCGAAAUCAAAGGAGGUCAUCUUUCUUCCAUUUCCAUCCUCUUUUCCCUCAUUUAA
Messenger RNA from Rodentolepis nana, 291 nucleotides. The record is from the annotation of a GenBank genome assembly. NCBI's taxonomy places the organism in Eukaryota, Metazoa, Platyhelminthes, Cestoda, Cyclophyllidea, Hymenolepididae.